AACCAUAAAUGGAGUCAGUCAAUAUGCUAGCAGGAGAAACUUUGAAGAAAUUAGACACAACAACUACAAAAAUUAAUGAUCCUAGCCAUAUCCUGAACUAUAAUAUUACAAAAGAAAGUUUUGAGGUUUCUACAACAGGGAAGGUAUCCAUUGUCAAGAAGAAGCAGGAGGAGGGCAAAGGAAAGAAAGAUAAAAGAAAGUUGAAGGAAAAGGUUCACAUUGAUGUUUUUCCUGACCAAGCUCUUAGCAACUACUAUUUCCCAAAAUCAGGAGACCUAGUUCUUGGAAGAAUCACAAAUAAAUUCGCCUUUUCUUAUGAAGUUGAUAUUGGGGCAUAUUCUACAGCAACACUUGAUGCUCUUGAGUUUGAUGGAGCUACAAAGAAAAAUAAGCCUAAUCUUGAGGUGAAUAGUCUGAUUUAUUGAAGGAUACUUUCAACAGAUAGGUUCUCAAGACCAACUCUAUCAUGCAUCUCUCCGAUUCACAAGAAGUCAUGGACAUCAGGAGAGUCCUAUUUCGGUCCAAUAAAGGGAGGGUUCUUGUUAGAGUGUUCAAAGAAGCUAAUAUCUUACUUACAAUCCAAGAAAUGCUACCUUUUGGCAACAUUGGGCCAACUUUUCGAGUUUGAAAUAAUCGUCGGGUUCAAUGGAAGAGUUUGGGUAAACUCCAAGAAGAGUGUUCAGAAUCUGGUAUAUCUCAUAAACUGAAUCAAGAAAGGAGACGAGUACAUUGGUGAAGACUCCAAGGUCGAUCAAUUAGUGAAGAGUGUCAAAUCAAGCCUGACUAUUUCAUAA
Molecule: messenger RNA, 794 nt
Organism: Moneuplotes crassus
Lineage: Eukaryota; Ciliophora; Spirotrichea; Euplotida; Euplotidae
Source: the annotation of a GenBank genome assembly